AUGAUUUAGCUAUUGUUUUAUAAUUUUUAAGUAUUGAUUUAUACAUAAACAGUAUUCAUGAUAAUGUAUUAUAUUUAAAAUCUAGACUAUUAAAAGAUGAUAAACUUUUCUAUGUGCUUAGGAGAUCCCUGGUUUAAAGGUAAACUCUUGCAUUUAGAAGAUAUAACCUUCUAAGAUGUUCCUUUCUUAUGUAUUAUAUAUUUAAUUAAUGAUGUUAUUAUUAUAUUCAUUUUAUUUAUUCUCAAAACAAUUAAUUAUAUAGAUAUAAUAAUUGGAAAUUAGUAAAUUAGUCAAAUUUCCAGGAUAAAUAAACUAUUCUAUUUAAGAUGUAAUGGAUGCAAUUAUCAUUAGACUUUAAGUAGUUGUAAAUAAGGAUGGCAUUUAUUUAUGUUCAUUUUCAGAAAUGAUAUUCGGAUUAUAUAUCCAUAAAAAAUGGAGGGUUAAGUCUAACUUAAGACUUUUGCUCGCGAGUAGAUGAAAUAUAUUAAGAAUUAGCUAAAAAUUAUUGAUUCUUUUUAUUUAUUUAUAGAAUCAUAUUUAUAGAAUCAUAUUUAGUAUCAUUGUAGUCUAUACUCAAUUAUCUAUUAAUUUUUUAUAUAUAGACAAAACAAUAACUUUAUUUCAUAUUUAAAUCAAAUACUUCCACUUCUAUUACUAAGUCAAUCAAUUAUAAUCCUAAAAAAUAUAAAAACAAAUGUAUUUUAUUCAUCAUUCAAUAUUAAUAACAACACAAAAUAAGUAUUCAUUAAAUGGAUAGGAAAACCUAUUACAGACUUGAUAUUGUAAUACAAAGUUAGAUUCAAAUUUUGUCAUUUCAAUAUCUCUAAUAACAUAAACAAACAAUUAGAUAUCCAGUUUAUUCAAAUUGUGAAUAAUAAUUAGUAUAAAUGUAUGUUGCUAAAAAAUCAAGUAAUCAUUAUAUUCCAAAAUAAAUAAGAAAUCAAAUCCUUGAUUCAAAAAGCUCAUAAAAAUAGUUCUGCAAAAGGAUUAAAUUCUUAAGAUUAAAAAUAAAAAAACCACCUUUAUUAAAAUAAGAAAGAUUGUGAUACACAUUUGCAUUACUAUAGGAUAGAAAUUCUGUGA
Paramecium sonneborni is the source of this 1083-nucleotide messenger RNA. The record is from the annotation of a GenBank genome assembly. Lineage: Eukaryota; Ciliophora; Oligohymenophorea; Peniculida; Parameciidae.